Bufo bufo (common toad) is the source of this 936-nucleotide messenger RNA. RefSeq names its product olfactory receptor 5V1-like. The record is from RefSeq and is a predicted model, not a curated record. Lineage: Eukaryota; Metazoa; Chordata; Amphibia; Anura; Bufonidae. Gene Ontology annotation, molecular function: G protein-coupled receptor activity; olfactory receptor activity. The coding region runs from base 1 to 936 and encodes 311 amino acids. Gene Ontology annotation, cellular component: membrane. The transcript has a single exon. Gene Ontology annotation, biological process: G protein-coupled receptor signaling pathway.
AUGGAACAGCUCAACCACACAACUGUGAGGUCAUUCAUCCUUCUUGGUCUGUCCACCAUCCCCCAUCUUCAGGCAAUCUACUUCCUGCUAUUCUUCAUUAUAUAUAUAAUCACACUGUCAGGAAAUGUCCUAUUAAUUGUGGUGGUAAGACUCAACAGCUGCCUGCACACCCCUAUGUACUUCUUCCUCACUAACCUCUCAUUCAUUGACAUCUGUUUCUCCUCCACCAUCGUGCCAAAACUUCUCGUGAAUACACUGUGUCAAGACAAAAGCAUUUCCUUCAUAGGAUGCGCCUCCCAGAUGUAUUUUUCCUUGGCGUUGGGAGCUACGGAAUGUAUAACACUGUCAAUGAUGGCAUACGACAGAUAUGUGGCCAUCUGCAACCCCUUACGAUAUCAGAUCAUCAUGAAUAAGAAGCUAUGUGUAUGUAUGACUGCUUUUUCCUGGAUUGUGAGCUUUCUAAAUGCCAUCAUCCAUGCUGCCUUAACCUUCCAGUUGCCCUACUGCAAAUCCCACCACGUCAGCCACUUCUUCUGUGAGAUGCCACCACUCUUUAAGCUUUCCUGCCAAGACACCUUCUUUAACGAGGUGGCCGUGUACAUCUCAGGAGGAAUAAUUGCACUUUGCUCCUUUUUAUUGACUACAGUUUCGUAUUUUCGCAUCAUCACCACCAUCUUGAAGAUCCGUUCCACCAAUGGGAGGUACAAGGCAUUCUCUACCUGUGCUUCACACCUAAGUGUGGUUUCUCUUUACUACGGAACCAUUAUGUUCAUGUACUUACGUCCCCGGAACAGUUACUCACCGGAUCGGGACCGAGCCAUCGCUAUACUCUACACAGUGGUGACUCCAAUGUUAAAUCCUAUCAUCUACAGUAUAAGAAAUAAGGAUGUCAAAGGAACCAUAAAGCAAAAGUUCUCAAGGAUAGUGAAUAAGUGA